This is a messenger RNA of Naegleria fowleri, 1272 nucleotides long. RefSeq lists its product as uncharacterized. Bases 1 to 1272 code for a protein of 423 amino acids. NCBI's taxonomy places the organism in Eukaryota, Heterolobosea, Eutetramitea, Acrasida, Naegleriidae. Gene Ontology annotation, biological process: transcription elongation by RNA polymerase II. Gene Ontology annotation, cellular component: elongin complex; nucleus. The transcript is spliced from 3 exons. The record is from RefSeq and is a predicted model, not a curated record.
AUGAGCCAAGCACCACCUCGCCAAAAGACGACAGCUCCUGCCUCAAGUCAGAGCAGCGGAAACAUGACUGCUCGACGAAAGCAAGGAUCAAACUUGCAAUUUGAAGCGAUGAAAAGCACGGCUAUUCCAUCACUUUUUGAUAUAUGUGCUAAAUUAUUGCAAACUCAUGUCGAUAGUUUACCAAUUUUGGACAAUGUCGAGGAUGCUAUUAUACAGCGUAUUCUUUCAGCUUGUGAUGCUACAAAGCUUGAUGAAAUUGAAAGUAAGAACGAGCAAGCAGGCAUAGAAUUAAAUACCGAUGAUCUAUGGAGAAUUUUGACUAUACGAGAUUUUGGAGGAGCCUGUGCUGAUAAAGGUAAUGGCACUUGGAAAGAAUUGUACAAUAAGCUCAAUCAAGAGAAAAUGGCACGAGAAAAAAAACUUCGUGAAAUUAAGGAAUCGAACAAGGUUGAAAAAAAGGGAUCAAGAAUAAUUUCUGGAAGUAGCACUACAUCUACAGGAGUCAACAACAAAAAUGAUAAGCACACGACUCAAACCAUAGAUCCAGUUAUUUCUCGCAGAGCUGCAUCCAAUACAAUUAGAAAUAGUAGUGGUAGUAGAUCACGUUCUUCGUCCUCUUCAUCUUCUAGAAGUAGAAACACAUCAAAUACAGCAACAACAGCCCCAAAGAAGAGCAAACUCUGGACAAAAUCUUUGGGAGAGACAUCAACAUCACGUAAAACAAAAGAAUCCACUACUACAUCAGCACCUCAAAAAAUUUUCAAACCAGGAAAGCCUGCUUCAAUUGUGACAACAGAUUUUAAUGCAGACCGCUACAAAUCAAACUAUGCAAAGCCAUCUAUUGGAAAUUUAAGUACAACACACAUCCCACCUGUUGUCAUGAAACAACCAGUUUACAGGGCAGCAAGCAACAUUGAUUUCACAAGACAACGACCUUCAUCCCCUCCCACUUCGGAUUCAAUUGCCACCGACUCGCCAAUUGUGACACCUUCGUAUGUGGACAGCAUGUUUGGCAAGGAGACAUCAAAGAGAAUGGAAAAAUUGAAACGACAAACUGAAAAUGAUUCUGUCAGACGCCAACUGAAUGCCCCAUCAAAGAGCAAUUCGACCAGUACUGUACCAUCAAAACAACAGCGCCCACCUCCUUCUUCUCAUAAUUCUUCAUCUCUUGCACCUCCCCAAAAAAAGGUCAAACCAACAGAGCAAAGCUCGUCACACUCCAAUGUAGCCUCAGAUUCGUUCAACUUCACUAUUCCAAGGAAGAAAAAGUAA